CACUAACGCUCACACAUUCAUACACCGAUACACAGAUCGGUAGGCAACUUGAGGUUAAGUGUCUUGCCUAGGGGCACAUUGACAUAUGGCAGGAGGAAUGCGAAAUAUUGUGCAGAAUAAGAACAUUUUCCUUCAAGUAAUAACUAAAGAAACUAUUGGUGCUGUUUUUCAUGCUUUGCUAAUCACGUGCCUGUACUUUUUUUUUUUAACUUCCUUAGAACAGAAGUAGAUAAUCUAUCAGAACAUGCUUUGACUCAGUCUGAGUGGAAGACCAAAAGUUAGGUUGAUGGUAGAUUAAGCUGUCAAGAAACUCUUACACAGAUGCUGUUGGCUGAUAAAGUGACAAGGAAAAUACGAUAACGUUUAUUUUUUGUGGGAGUCAGACUGAAACUUUGAAAGGUAAAAAGGACAUUAUAUAUUUUUGUAUUUAUGAAAGCAUUACAUGUAAAAUCCUGCAAACUCUGAUGCUGUCUGCUGGUCUAUAAAAUGUUGCAACUGGAUAAUCCUUUAUGCAAGAUGUAAACUGGCACAUAGAAAGGUUUGCAAUAUUUUGCUUGUGUGUAAAAAAUAUUUUUUAAGUUAAUACUGCAAGUGUGAAGAUUUGUAUGCAAACUGAGCUAUGAAAGUCCCUCAAUGCAUUCUGUAGAAUUAGAUUUUCAUCUAUGAACUGAUGAUUACUGUGUAACCAGCAGUCGGAAAAAGCGUCUUCUUAACUAAACAUCAAAAUAACAGACAUAUCCAUGAAUCUAAACUUUUUACGACAGACAGUUGUUUUCUUUUUAUAAUAAUGGUUCUUAAACCAAAAACCAAACAAAUUUACCAGAGAAAAUAAUUCAUUUAUUAACUUUCUUGCAUGGAUGGACACACCCUAAACUAAUACUUUUGUUGAAGCACCUUUUGACUCAUGUUUAGACUGCAGUCUUCUUGGUUGCACACCUGCCAUCAUUUAUAGUGAAUCUGAAUCAGAAGCAUCUCAAAGUUAGAAGAUUUCAGGAGAAGGAUGAAAACAGUAAUUAUACACCGGAGUUUGCAAUAGGAAUGUUAAAGCAGCAUAUACAUUAAAAAAUUGACUUCUCUCUAAAAUUAAUGAGACAUAGUAACCAAGACAAUAAAAUAGAUAUAGUUACCUUUCCAGGGAGAUACACACCAUGAAUCCAACGCUGGCCAAUAGGCCAAAAAGUUGGGCAUAAAAACUAAUAAAAUCAUGCUCUUUGGUCAUCAGUGCUAUUCUGAAAUUGAAACUGACAAGAUCCCAACAGCAGCACUAAAAUACCUUUAGGAGUUGCCAGCAAGUAGUGGUUGAUACCAGGUUAAAACCUACUAAACACUUCUGACAGCAAGCUUUAUUGUAUGAUGAAAUAAAACUUUAACUUUUAGGUCAUAAUUCCAAAAGAUACAUUUUGUACAAAAACAACUGUCAUGUCUGAAACAUGCUGGUGGCAGCAUCAUGCUCUGGGGUUCCUUUUUCAGAUAGAACUGAAAGUUCUUUUACAAGGUGAAUGCAGUUCUGAAUAGUUCUAAAUACCAGUAAAUGUUGGUAAAAAGCUGGGAAUGAGAAAUCAAGUUUUGAACUUAAUGCCACAGUCAGAACAAAACAUGGCAAAAUCUGUGCAGUUGCCUGAAAAGAGUUGUGGACAAGAGAUGUCCUCAGAAUACAAUGGAUUUGGAAAUUCUUUAAUAGGCUGAGUGGCCAAAAUUUGGCAAGUAAAGAAAUUAGAUAUUGAUAAACUCCAGGGAGAAUACUCAAUGCUAACAUUUAAUCAAAAAAUAUUUGAACAAAGUAUUAGUGUAAGCAACCACGUUGCUGUGCCAAUUAAUUAUUAUUCUUUGUUUCUGAUGUUUGUUUUUCAGUUGAACUGUAAGGCAUAUAUGUCACCUUAUAUUUAAAAAAAAUCAUUUUCACUGUCUCAUUUAAAAUCGCAUAAGCCUGCCAUUUUAACAAGAGUAAGUAGACAGACCCACUGUAUAAAACAAAAGCCUUUUAAUUAUAGUAUUUUAAGUAAAUUUGCUGAUUGCCCGAAAUCACCUUUUUGCCAUACAGUAACGCUGUGAGUAUACCAAGCAGAAAUUAGCUGGUAAUUAGUUAGCUUGAUAUCUGCAGCUAGCCUGUGCUUACUCUUUACUUAACGAUGGAAUCAAAAUAAACUGUUGUCACUUAAGCAUCUCUUAAAUCGCAGAUCUUCCAUUGAGUGAUGGGAGAUUUCAUCAUCAACAACACCUCAUGGGACAAAAACUACAACUACAGCAAUGUUAACUUCAGCUACCAUAAUGAUACCAGCAGCCCUAAUGGUGUCAGCUUCAUAUAUGUGGUGCAUUGGAUCAUCAUUUGCAUUGAACUCCCUUUUACUCUAGUUGCCAUAUUUGCAGUUCUUUCAUUGGUGAAAAAUGAUCAUGUUACUCCAGUCUAUGUCAUCAAUCUUCUUAUUUCGGACCUCGUUCAGCUGGGCAGCAGAAUAGCACUGAUGACCAAAGAGCAUGAUUUUAUUAGUUUUUAUGCCCAACUUUUUGGCGUAUUGGCCAGCGUUGGAUUCAUGGUGUGUAUCUCCCUGGAAAGGUAUUUGCUCAUUGCCAAGCCUUUGUGGUACAGAUUCAGGAGAAACGUGAAGAUAACUUUGGUGGUGUGUGUCAUGGUUUGGGCUUUUCCUCUUCUUUUAAUGGUGACUUUUUAUUUCAACGUUGAGAUUGCAGAUAUCAUCUUGGGUUUUUUUCUCCUUGUCCCUCUGCCUUUGUUCAUCUUCUCCUUGUUUGGGACCAUCAAAGCUCUGUCUUCAGCUCGCAGUGUUCCUGCAGAUGAAAAACGAAGAAUUGUUGCAGUUCUGGUUAUGGUGCUGUUUAUUUACACACUGCUGUUCCUGCCUUUUAUUGUUACUCUACUGGUAGCAGAAAGUACAAAGAGCCCAACUUUUGAAACCUUUGCAACAAUUAGUGUUUGUAUUAAUCCUCUUGCAGACUCUCUUUUAUAUAUUUUAUUGAGGAAGAGUGCCAUGGACAGUUUCUUUGCCUCUUUUUGUUGUGUAUCUGACUAUCAGCAGAGGUCCACAAUGAAUACUGACAACAUGUCACCUUCAUGUUAGUACAAGUUUUAAUUUAUGGUGCUGAUGCAAAAGACUUUUCAGAAGACACAUUUUGCUGUAGCUGUUCUUUAGCCUUCUUCAACAAAGUGGAUAAAAUCUGUAAAGAAUAUUUUAUAAAUUUACAUGAGGUUCAGCAAAAAAUAUUUUUGUUCUGGCUAAACUAAUCCAAAUAAACUUCCAUUGAAUUGAUCAGAUGCAUUAAAGAAAAAAAAAAAAAAUGGAUUAAGACUAGAGGAUAGAGGAUCAAAUUAAACUAUUUGUUGGAUUAUCCAAAAAACGUAUAUGAAAGCUGUGAGGGAAGACUAUUUUUUACAAGAUAUACCAAGGUUUGAACAGCUUUGGUUUUAAAAACCUUUCAUUUUUUUCUAGCCUAUAAACAGUGUGUUGAACAAGACCAAGUCCAUUAAAUAAAAAUCCAGAGAAAGUGAUUGGAAGAAAGUAAAGAGGAACGCACAUCAUGAGACGUCCGUCAAAUGACACUUUUAACACACGUUGGAACUUUCACAACAGACCUGUGAAUUUUUGCCAAAUGCAGUUAGCCUACCACAGGAAACGUGAAAACACAUCAGUUCUCAAUUGAAAAAAAAAAAAUCCUGCUGAAUAUCCAUACUGAAAUGUAAUGGGUAAUGUGUCAGGAACAAAAUGACGCCUCAUAGCUAGAUGAAACUGAUCAACCUACAAACAUCUUAACCCAAAGUCACAGAGACAUUUAAACUGAAAAACUGAUGCUGCAGGCUAUUCCAAUUUGCUGAAAUGUCAUUGCAGCAACUCCAAAUUGCAGCAACUCCAUGUGCUUGUAUGCAUGCCUGACAACGUCUUAUGAGAUGAUGGAUGGUGUCCUGUGGUAUCUCCUCCCAGGUCCCGACCAGGGCAUGACGGAGCUCCUGGACAGUCUGAGGUGCAACCCGGUGGUGUUGGGUGGACCUAAACAUAAUAUCCCAGAGAUGUUCUGUUAUGCUUAGGUCAGGAGAGCAUCAAUUCCUACAUCUUCCCGGAACUGCCUGCAAACUCUUGUCACAUGAGGCCAGGCAUAGUCACCAGGGGGAACCCAGAACCCACUGCUCUGAGCACUCAGUGGGUCUAAGGAUUUUAAGAAUGCUACUUCUGCUUGAAAGACGCAAGCAGAAGUAGUUCCUACACUUGCUUCCUGUGUCUCAGAGAAUAGACUUAUAUAUUAAAUUAGUUUAUAAGUCACUGAAUGGCUUAGCACCAAAAUACAGUAAAGAUUUGUUGUUGCUGUUUCAGCCUUCCAGACCACUCAGGUCUUCUGGUUCAAUGUACUAUGAAUCCACAGAAAAAGAACCAAACACGGAGAAGCAGCAUUCAGUCCUUUUCUCCACUAAUCUGGAGCAAACUUAAAGAAAACUGCAAAAAUGCUGAAUCCCUGAGUUCCUAUAAAUCAAGGUUUAAAACCCAUUUGUUUACAUUGGGUUUUGAUUCUUCUAAUAUAAAAGUUUAAAAGGUCCUGCUAAUAAGACAAAAAGUUUAAAAUUAUAAUACAGGUUUCUACUGGGGGAAAUGGUCAUUUGGGAUUUUCUACCUUAGAACAGAGCAGGGCAGACUAUGCUGUGUGCGGUGAACGGCAGUUUACUGGCAAAGACCCUUUCCCUUGGUGGUUGAGUGAGGCUCUCCUGAGAAGAUGUCAAGGAGAAAGGUGAUUAGAGUGCCAGAGAGGAUAGAAGCAAAGUUCUGUCAAGGUUGUUUCAGUUAGACUGAAGCAAAGUUUUGAAAUGGGACACAAGCAAAGUUCUAAGGAAUUUCAUCCCCAGGGAGAAACGUUUGACUAUUUGACUUUAUGGUAAUAACUAUGGACAUAAAUAAAUGGGUUAAAGAAUUAUAUUUUUCCAAAAGGGGCGUUGUUCAGUCCCAACAUAUUAGAAUAAUUAAUAUUAAUCAGUAGUACAACUUUUCUUUACUUCCUUUUAUCAUGCAACUGCAAUGUACUUUUUUAUGUUCCUUUGUUUGUCACUGCAAAGUUGUAAAGCAUUUAGAAUUGUCUUGUUGCUAAAAUGUACUCUAUAAAUAAACUCAUUAGUUAUACAUGAUGCAAUAUCUGAUGAAUUUGUUUAUGUGGUCAAUACAGGCUUUAGAGAGAGCUGAGAUCACUUGAAGUUAAAAUAGGAUUUUUGUGGAUCUACCUGAAUAACAGUGGUUUAGAAGUACUAAGCAGAUUAUUUGCAUUUAAAAGAGGGAAAGAUAAUAUUACCUUUAUAGUUUGGUAAGCAAAGUAGCACCAGAAGAAUAGAAUUUUGAUGUGAUCUUUCACUGCAGUAUGAUUGAAAUUGUAUUUGUAAAUUUCACAGUGAAUGUUUUUACCCAUAUGUCUUUGUAUCUUAGUUAUAUACUCAGUAGAAAAGCAUGACAUAUCUGUUAAACUCUUGUGGUGGUGAUGAGGAGUCUUGUGUUUACUAUCUUGGCUUAAAUCUUAGAAGGUCUCAACAAAAAGAGGAAAUGUUUCAUUUUGACAUUGCAUAGAAAGAAAGAUAGUGGAAACUUACUGCAACAUGUCUGCAGCUGUGUGAUUCAUAUCGGCCCACAUUUAUCAAACAUCUACAGCAGAAACAUCAUUGGACGGCCUUUUUAACUCAAACUGUCAUUUGUGACCUUGCCAUUUAAUGUUGUCUUUUGUGUAGUUAUGUGCAAUAAAACAU
Messenger RNA from Girardinichthys multiradiatus, 5725 nucleotides. RefSeq names its product G-protein coupled receptor 4-like. Gene Ontology annotation, biological process: G protein-coupled receptor signaling pathway. Gene Ontology annotation, cellular component: membrane. The record is from RefSeq and is a predicted model, not a curated record. Lineage: Eukaryota; Metazoa; Chordata; Actinopteri; Cyprinodontiformes; Goodeidae. Bases 2193 to 3074 code for a protein of 293 amino acids. Gene Ontology annotation, molecular function: G protein-coupled receptor activity. The transcript has 3 exons.